Molecule: messenger RNA, 682 nt
Organism: Salvelinus sp. IW2-2015
Lineage: Eukaryota; Metazoa; Chordata; Actinopteri; Salmoniformes; Salmonidae
Product: stromal membrane-associated protein 1
Biological process (GO): regulation of clathrin-dependent endocytosis
Cellular component (GO): cytoplasm
Molecular function (GO): metal ion binding; GTPase activator activity
Source: RefSeq, a predicted model, not a curated record
ACUGCUAGCGGAACACAGCCCCCAUAUUGAGCUUGGCUGCGAGCAGUACGGUUGUAGUAAGCUGCACAUACCCAGGGAUGGUCUUCCUUUAAUGCAUUUAUAUUAGACACAGAUGGUAAGGGUACAGUAGGGGUUUUAUUUAGGAACAGUGCACCAUAACUUGUUGAGCGAUGUCGACGCGGUCGGAGAGAGAGAAAGCCCAGAAACUGAAUGAGCAGCAUCAGGCCAUUCUGUCCAAAAUGCUCCGAGAGGACGACAACAAGCACUGCGCUGACUGCGAGGCUAAAGGUCCGCGAUGGGCGUCGUGGAACCUGGGGGUCUUCAUGUGUAUCCGCUGUGCUGGCAUCCACAGGAACCUGGGCGUCCACAUCUCCAGAGUYAAAUCUGUCAACCUGGACCAAUGGACCCAAGAACAGAUCCAGAGUAUGGUAGACAUGGGGAACAACAAGGCCAAACAGCUGUACGAAGCCCACCUCCCAGACACCUUCAGACGUCCACAGACCGACCAAGCAGUAGAGUUCUUCAUCCGGGAUAAGUACGAAAGGAAGAAAUACUACGACCAGAACGGCCUCAAAACAGCUUCAAAGUCGUCUGAUGCCGCUGCCUUCUCUACCUCUCCCGCCUCACAGGCUGCUGAGAAGAACAGACAGGAGGUCUGAUGUUUUGCCGUCGUGCCACCCGG